UAAAACGAAAUAGAGCGGUUGCUAUUAGCAACCGUGCACUUAGUAUACUAACUGUAUUCCAGUUGUGGGAAAAUCUGGCAUCAAAUUAGACUUUUUCCGGAGCAUAUUGUGACGAGUCCACAUAGAGAUUCGAAGGACGUCUUUGAGAAAGGCGAAAUCAAUAUGGAGAAUGUAGACGGUAUUCAGCCAUCAAAUACAAAUCCAGAAAAUUCUGAUAGCGAAGACAGAAGUGAAAUGCUGUGGUCCAGGAUAGAUGAGCAGUCUACCUUGAUCUACACACUGAAAAAAAGAGCCGAUGAAACGCUUCUGCGAUAUCAAGCACUUCAGCAAAUUAACUCUGAUCUUGAGGACCAACUAGCCCUUUGCCAGAAAAAUCUAGAGGAUGAAAGAAAAAGAGCAGAUAUGUUAAAAAAUAGAUUCACAGAUCUGGCAGCCAAUAAUCAGGGAAUCAUUAAUUUCAUGGAGGAGCAUAAAAACCAGAACGUGGAGCUAAAGAUGGAAAACAAGCGGCUGCAGAUGGAAAAUGAUUCACUCUUCUCUCAGAAACUACAUGAUAAAGAAAUGUUGGUUAAAAAACUGCUGCAAGAAAAUAAGAUGCUGAGAGAUAAAUCUACUGCUAAUGAACUGGAAUUCAGUCAGAAAAUCGCUGAAAGUGAGUCAAACCUCAGAGAACAAGCAGUCCAACACAAAGUCACAGAGAUGUCACUUCUAGAACAGUUGCUUGAUGCUCAAAAUCAUCAGAAAAAUGCUGAGGAAAGUUGUAAAGAUUUGAAGCUAAAACUUUCAAAAGCUCAAGAAGAACACGCUUUGGAGAAAACAAGCUUAAAAGAAACCAUAGCGCAUCUAAACAGUGAAAGAAAGAAACUAUUGGACAUUUCUAUUGAAAGAGGCAAAUCAAUCCAGGAAAAACAGGAAAAAAUCUAUGAGCUGGAAACAAAAUGGAGAAACGAAGAAAAAGCCAAAAUUGAAGCACAGGAAAGAUUUACAUCAGAGGCAAAAGCAGUGGAUAUAGACGCACGAGUGAAGUCACUCCAGAGUGCUCUGGAAAAAUCCAUGUCAGACCUGCAGAAGCUGAACAAGGAUUUUGAUGCUUUCAAGGAACACAGCAACAACCUGCUGACACAGGAGAAGGACUUAAAUCAAAAACUUCGCCAUAUUAUAGGUUGAAACUAUGUAUACGGCAGAGUGUAUUUUCUUACUAAUUCCUAAUAAAAAAUAUAUA
Molecule: messenger RNA, 1222 nt
Organism: Gambusia affinis (western mosquitofish)
Lineage: Eukaryota; Metazoa; Chordata; Actinopteri; Cyprinodontiformes; Poeciliidae
Product: coiled-coil domain-containing protein 89
Exons: 7
Coding region: 163-1167 (334 amino acids)
Source: RefSeq, a predicted model, not a curated record